GAGACUUUGUGUUGGAGGGUCUGUCACUCCAGCUUGGCUGGGCCCCGGCUGAACGCAAUGGACUCUGCUUUACCCCCAGUUCUCUCUGCUGACCUAAGGCUGCUCCGUGACUCCUAAACUGGCCUGGCUUGACAAUGCUGCCGAGUGUCACUGCAAACCCAGGCUGGGGUGUGGGAGCCCCCGAAGAGCGGCCAGGUCUACGGCGCUGUGAUGCAUGUGAACCGCGGGAACCCGGCUGGCCAGGAGGUGCUGGUGGAUUCAUGGCCAGAGUUCAAAAUGGUCCUCACCCGGCCACGCAGAGAAUGUCCCCCCUGCAGGUGGCGCGGGACCCAAGUGAUUAUUUCACCAACUUGUACACGGCCUUUUACCGGGACGAGGGCGCCUGCCGGGCCCUGCUGGGGAACAGCCGCGCCAUCGACUGGGGCCAGGCCUUCCAGAUACUGGGGCUGCAGGACGGGGUACAUGAGAGCAUCAGGAACAUCGCCAGGGCCAGGGGGCUUGAGAUGGAGACGCAUCCGCACCGGCUACUACUCCACCCAGACCCGCCUGCCAUGCCCCAGUACCGGCCUGAGAAGGGGCUCAGGCUGGCCCCCGUGUCCCCCGCCCAUGCCAUGCUGCUCAACGACACCUGGACGUUUGGGGGGAACAGCUGGAGCCUGCGCUACCUGAGCUGCCUGAUCCGCCACUUCCCCAACGCCUGCCUGCUGGACCCUGAGGGGACCCCCAUCUCCUGGUGCCUCACCGACCCGCUGGCUGCCCUGACACACGGUUACACCCUCCCGGAGCAUCGUGGCCAGUGCCACUUCGGAUCCGUGGUGGGGACGCUGGCAGCACAGUUGCAUGCCCGCAGCUUCCCUGUUUACACCCGGGUGCUGCCCCACAACGAGCCUUCACUGCACGCCCUGCAACGCCUCGGCUUCCGCAUCCUGCCUGGGGUGUUCUACCUGCUGGUGGUGAGGCCCGGGUUCGCCCAGUCCCAGCCAGCCAGUGCCCUGGACUCGGCCCAGGACCCUGCGCCCAGCUCUGGGGAACGGCAACACGCCCAACAGCACGUAGCACAGGGGGAGGGGAGCGGAGGAGAAGAGGACACGGCCUAGGGCCCUGCACCCAGCUCUGGGGGACAGCCACGCUCUGCCAGCACAUAGCCCUGGGGGAGGGGAGGAGAUGGGGACACAGCCCAGCCAUGCCCAGGGACCUCCUGCUCUGCUACCCCCCAUGAAGGGGACACACUGACCAGGCACCAGGGGAGCUCAGCUGUCAGCCCUUGGGAAGCCUGGGCCUGGUGGAGGAGACUCUCUCAUGCUCCAUUAUCCCCUGCAGCAGGGCAGAGGCUCAGUAGGGGGCGCUCUCCCCUGGCAGUCAGGGCUGGCCCCAAAGAGACCAGGGUGAGGGCUCAGCAGGGGGUCUCUCUCGCUCCCUUCCCCAGGCAGUUUGUUGCUCGGCUGGGCCUGUGGUGGUGGUGUGGGGGGGUCCCCGUUCCAGGUGCUGCGCCUGGUCUUGCCAGAGCUUUGGUGCAAGCUCCCUUGGGCUCCGAGCACAUGUCCCAGCUGUGGCCCACCUCUGACCUCCCCUGUGGUGAUAGGGGGCAGGUGCUGGCCUUGCACGGCUGCUCCAGGGCCAGCAGCCAGCUGGAAAGCCAGGCCAGGGCUUGUGUUUAUGCUGGUGCACUACAGGGGGGAGGGAAGCAGUCACAGGACCCCCACCCCCCGUAGAGCCCUGCUGGGCCCAAACCCCGAUAGUGUAGA
This is a messenger RNA of Mauremys mutica (yellowpond turtle), 1745 nucleotides long. RefSeq names its product glycine N-acyltransferase-like protein 3. Gene Ontology annotation, molecular function: glycine N-acyltransferase activity. The record is from RefSeq and is a predicted model, not a curated record. The transcript is spliced from 5 exons. Lineage: Eukaryota; Metazoa; Chordata; Testudines; Geoemydidae. The coding region runs from base 135 to 1097 and encodes 320 amino acids. Gene Ontology annotation, cellular component: mitochondrion.